AUGAGGGAUGGCAAACCAUGUCGUACAUGCGUAGACAUGAAAACGUGGAAGCGCUUGGGCAAAGCUGCCGCAGCAAAGACUUCUGAACAAACAGCUUCGGUAGCUAAGGAGAGCGAGACAAAAGAAACAUCUAAUACUAAAGGCGAAGCCAUUGCUUCCAGUGCACACGAGGACAAGGUGUCUACACCAAGUGACAACGCAGAAUGGCAACGAAAAAAUUGCCCUCCAGACGUGGAGGCACUUGGAAGUUCGACUUGGACUUUACUACACACCAUGGCUGCUUAUUACCCGGAGCGACCUGCGCCAUCUCAAAUGGAUUCCAUGAAGAUGUUCUUUGAAGGAUUUGCUCAACAUUACCCAUGCUGGUUUUGCAAGGAUGAUUUCCAAAAGUCAGUAGCCGCCAAUCCAAUCCAAGUGGGAAGUCGCAAGAAACUGAGCCAGUGGCUGUGCGAUCGUCACAACGAGGUGAACGAGAAGCUUGGAAAGCCAAAGUUCGAUUGCUCCAAAGUGUUUGAGCGUUGGUUAGAAGGACCUCCUAAUGGCAAAUGCGACUGA
Molecule: messenger RNA, 555 nt
Organism: Umbelopsis ramanniana AG
Lineage: Eukaryota; Fungi; Mucoromycota; Umbelopsidomycetes; Umbelopsidales; Umbelopsidaceae
Exons: 2
Coding region: 1-555 (184 amino acids)
Cellular component (GO): mitochondrion
Molecular function (GO): flavin adenine dinucleotide binding; flavin-dependent sulfhydryl oxidase activity
Source: RefSeq, a predicted model, not a curated record